AUGAAGGAAAAAAGCGGCGGAAGCUGCUCCCCCUCCCCCCGCUCCCACAACCCCCGCACCCCGAAGCCCGAGCCGCCCGCUUACUCCCCGGCGAGGACUGACGGCUGGCUACACCGCGCGGCCGUAUCCGCCCGAGCGACAUUCUCGUACGCGGCGAUGAUGGACGCGGACGACAAACGCGACCGGCCCGUCACUCACUGCGUAAACAGCAUG
Molecule: messenger RNA, 213 nt
Organism: Iphiclides podalirius (scarce swallowtail)
Lineage: Eukaryota; Metazoa; Arthropoda; Insecta; Lepidoptera; Papilionidae
Source: the annotation of a GenBank genome assembly